This is a messenger RNA of Lineus longissimus, 2674 nucleotides long. RefSeq lists its product as uncharacterized. The transcript is spliced from 6 exons. Bases 74 to 1378 code for a protein of 434 amino acids. Lineage: Eukaryota; Metazoa; Nemertea; Pilidiophora; Heteronemertea; Lineidae. The record is from RefSeq and is a predicted model, not a curated record.
UGCGUUGGCUGGUGCAGACGAUGAUUUGAAGCGAGGUGUCGACAGGGAUUUGUGUUGCCUCAGCACUGUGACCAUGGCAGGCCUGAAUGAGGGCUUAGAAUCUGGAAGCAACUGGACAGAUCAAGACUUAAACAAAUUUGGAAUUCAGUAUCAUAUAACAGUCACAGAGCCUUCCGGCAUUUUCGAGAAGAUCAAACCAUACACAAUCGGCACCCGGAUCUCACUAAAUGACCUUGCUGUCCAAAAGCUGACGGAGUACACUACUAUGCUUCAGGAGAAUUUCAAUGAUGCUUUCGUAUUGGAUGUCAACUCGUUUGAACUCAUUGAAAUGAUUGAUGCUUGUAACAUGUGUAAUGAGAUGCGUGGUACAUGUCGUGGCUCUGGAGAUCUGAAGACCAAAUAUGCUGCGAGCGAAAUAGAAGCAAAAUGGAAAGAGAUACACAAAAACGUUAGGCUGAAUAUUGCUGGGGCGAAGUCACAACUUCUGACCGCAAGAUUAAAAGCUGUCAGUAAGUCUUGGGAUCCCACCUUUGUUAUGAUUGACACCUUCCUGACCAAAGUGAAUAAAGUCCUGAGAAAGGCAUCACCCAGUAACUUAGAAGUGAAUGAGGGGACAUUCGUAGAUCUUUUCCAGCAUUUUGCUAGAAUCUUUCUAGUUGAAUUCAUUCCAGCCAUGGUAAAGCGGAGUUUGAUGAUGGGUGGAAUGGAGGUAACAUCCAUUAAUGAUCUCCGCUAUGAUUAUGAAGAUCAUGAAUCUUAUGACAGGUGUGAGGAUGCCCCAACAAUAGUUGUCACAGUUGCGGAGGUGAAAAAAGGAGCAAAAAGGAAGAAACUUCACUGUCGAAAGAGAAAGCAACGCAUUUCAAAGGUACAAAGAACCGAAGGAAGAGAUAAUGUUGGAGGAGUUAAUGCUGCUGCUGCUGCUGAUGAUGAUGAGUAUGAUGAUGAUAUUGAUAAUGAUGAGGAUGGUGAUACUGGCGACAGAAACCCCUCAGAUAUUAUUGAUGACGAUAGGGUUGAGUUCAGCAGCAGACUACGUGGACAGCUCGGAAUCGAACUUCUAGCAGACAUUGAUCGUUCCUGUUUAAAAGAGGUUAACAACAAGCGCAUGAUCCUUGGCCUGACCGUUGAGGCAACGUGGGUGAGAUUGACCUGUAUGGAGUUGAAUGAUGUUGCUGCCUUCAGAGAGGUGCAGAAAAAGCCUCCACGAGAAGAUGCUCCUCAUAUUGCCACUAUCUAUUAUACCAGAGCAUAUGAUAUGCUUGCAAGAAGUGAUCGUAGUGUGUUGAUAUAUAUCAUGCGGUACUUGCUGUUCCUAUCAAAUGACACUGCUGAGUCCCACUUGCCCAAGCUCUUGCAUGGAUUUUUAAGGGAUUAGGGAGCAUUUUAAGGGAGGUACCAAAUUGGUUUUUGCUCUGUGUAAAAUCCAUUUGGCGGGCCAGGCAAUCAUCUUUUUUGAUUUUUGCUUUCUUCACAAUGAUCCUUCCUAAGGUCACUACGCUCUUUUAACUGUGCUCCCUUCACCCUUUACAUUUAGAUUAGGGAUUCCAGAUCUGUUGGAUAUGAAACUUGUUCGAAUAACCAGUUUCAUGAUUUCACACCAUCACCACUGAAGUCAAUUUGAAAGGCUUCUGCCUCUUAACUUUUAGAAAGUUAUCCUACUUUGGAGGUGGAAGGCUGAACACAUGAACACACAAUAGAAAAGGCAGAAAUUUAGUGUCACAGUGUAUAGAGUGGAGCCUUCUGAAUUUCCCCUUCGGGGAUUAGGACCUUGAUCUACUUAUUGCAGGGGAGGAAAGAGCCUGGUUGAGUGAUUGGAUACAUUAGUGGGGCAAGAUGUUCAGUAAUUCGAGAACCAUUUGUCAGACAUACAGAAAGUUUUGUAGCAGGAUGUUAGGAAAGGGCCGGUUAUGACCUUUCAUUUCUGGCUAGAGCGGAGGUAAAUUAUGCUGGUUAACAUUUUAGUGCAUCGUUCCAUCAAUGAAACAAGUCUUAAGCUGUGUUCACACUAGAGCUUUAAAACGAUAUAGGAACGUUCCAGCGAGUUAUAACGAUAUGUAGCUAUUGAUACACAAGGCCUACAACGAUUGAAAAUACUCGGGGCUAAAUCGCCAAUUUAAGCGUUUUCCUCCCACAGUUCUGGUUUAAUUGAUGCAAGUCCCAACAGUGUAGCACUGCAAUACAGGUAGAACCCUAACCGCCAGGCUUACGCAACUGAUCAUGUACAUCCCUUUCAUGGCAUUGGCAACUUGAGUACUGUUAUGUUUAUUGAAAAUCACUGGUGCCAGGAUGUAUCGCUCAUAACUGCCCUAUUGAUAUAACAAUGCCGGUAUGAAUGGUUAUCCCCGAGUUUUAAAAUGAUACAGGGCAGUGUGAAUAGUAUAGGAACGUUUUUACCGUUGGGUGAGGGAGCAUUUUGAAUGAUUUAAUGGAAAAAGGCUUUAGUGUGAACACGGCUUUAAAGUCCCAUGAUGGUUCAGCCUCUGGGUACUUUCGUACAUGUUCGUGUAUAGUAAGUAUUCACAAAUUGUUCAUUCAUAUUGUCAUUCCACGGGCACUAAGUAUUUUCACUUUAUGAUGUUUGAUCAUGUGCAGCAAAUGUAUGGCUUAAAAAUGAUAUGAUCUCCUUAUAUAUUAGCUUGUAAAUAAAUCACCCAUUUGUAAAAAAAAAGUG